CGAAGUCAUUUCGAGUUUUCGACAACUGCUGAUAUGUCAAAAAUUGUUUUGAUCGAGAGUAUCCCGAGUAUCCACAUCGUUUUAUUGAACAGCUUGAACGCGGGUUUUAGAAUUUCCCUGUGAAAAGUUAUUUUCCUUCAUAUUGGAUAAUAAAAUAGGCAUCAGCAUCCAAUUCGGUUCCUCAACAUGAUUAUCCCCGUGAGGUGUUUCACAUGCGGCAAAGUUAUCGGUAACAAGUGGGAAUCCUAUUUGGGACUCCUACAAGCCGAAUAUACGGAAGGUGAUGCUUUGGAUGCUCUCGGACUGAAGCGGUAUUGCUGCCGCCGUAUGCUGUUGGGCCAUGUCGAUCUUAUUGAGAAACUGCUGAAUUACGCCCCACUGGAGAAGUAAUGUUUUAGUUUUGUGGUUGUAUGAUCAAGAUUUUGAAGGUUUGGAUGUAUAGUGAAACAAAUAAAUGAAUAAACGAGUAUUUUAAGCAAUAAA
Molecule: messenger RNA, 483 nt
Organism: Armigeres subalbatus
Lineage: Eukaryota; Metazoa; Arthropoda; Insecta; Diptera; Culicidae
Gene: Rpb10
Product: DNA-directed RNA polymerases I, II, and III subunit RPABC5
Exons: 3
Coding region: 187-390 (67 amino acids)
Biological process (GO): tRNA transcription by RNA polymerase III; transcription by RNA polymerase I; transcription by RNA polymerase II
Cellular component (GO): RNA polymerase I complex; RNA polymerase III complex; RNA polymerase II, core complex
Molecular function (GO): DNA binding; zinc ion binding
Source: RefSeq, a predicted model, not a curated record